UCCACCCUAUAAAGAGAUCCCCUGCUCAAUGAGAAUGCAUUUUUUGUUGUUGUUUACAUUUUGACCGGUAACCGGCAUAAGUAGGAGUUUUUUUGCUACUUUAUUUAAUACUUUUAAUGUGAAAACCCUAUGUUUGUAUCCGUAACAAUUCCAAGAUAUUUUUUUUUUACGUUUUGUUUGCUAGCUACCGGUAAGCUAGAAACACUAAGGUCUCUCUUUUUUUAAAGUAUAAUAACUUUGUGUCACCAUGGAACAAACCGAGUCUUACCCAGUGCAAUUGUACAUUUACGACAUGUCCAGAGGAAUGGCCCGGCAGCUCAGUCCUCUCAUGCUGGGGAGACAGCUUGAUGGGAUAUGGCAUACUGCUAUUGUGAUCCAUGGAAAGGAGUUCUUCUUUGUGGGACAAGGCAUCAACAAUUGUCCACCUGGCAGCACCCCUUUGGGUCAGCCUGGCUCCGUCGUUGACCUGGGCUCCACUGAGGUGUCUGCAGAGUUAUUUAUGGAGUAUCUGAUGUCACUGGCAGUCUCUACAUAUGGACGGGACACAUACAACCUGUUCGAGCACAACUGCAACACUUUCAGCGACGAGGUGGCUCAGUUCCUCACAGGAAAAAAGAUCCCGUCGUACAUCACAGACCUUCCAUCUGAAGUCCUGUCCACGUGAGUCAAUAAACAACAUAAUGCUACUCUAAAUGUAAUACCAUGACACUUUAUCUUCACUGUUUUAGUUAUCUGCGUCUCUGCUUAUCCUGAUCUUUGUCACAAUAGUAGAAUUCCUGUUCUG
Notothenia coriiceps (black rockcod) is the source of this 784-nucleotide messenger RNA. Its product is annotated as desumoylating isopeptidase 1-like. The transcript has 5 exons. Gene Ontology annotation, biological process: protein modification by small protein removal. Lineage: Eukaryota; Metazoa; Chordata; Actinopteri; Perciformes; Nototheniidae. The record is from RefSeq and is a predicted model, not a curated record. The coding region runs from base 248 to 664 and encodes 138 amino acids. Gene Ontology annotation, molecular function: peptidase activity.